Messenger RNA from Cuscuta epithymum, 1251 nucleotides. The record is from the annotation of a GenBank genome assembly. NCBI's taxonomy places the organism in Eukaryota, Viridiplantae, Streptophyta, Magnoliopsida, Solanales, Convolvulaceae.
UUUGGAAGCAAGUCAAGAAACCGCAUAAAUAAGAUCAAAACAUCUUCCAAAUAUAGGAUGUUUUAUCUUACAUAUAUUCUUACUUAAAUAGCUAGGACGUACUAAACAUUAUAUUUUUACUUUUAAUAUUAUCUAAUCUAUCUAAAAAACUUAUAAGACUCAAUCAAGGUUUGGGUACUUUGGGUAUUAAAAAAUGUUGGUGAAACCCUGUGUUAAUUAUACUUGUGCGUCAAGCUUUAAGGCUUGUGCUAUUAAGUAAUAUCUUGUAACCGCAGUUUCCCCUGUUAACGUUUAGCCCCUCAUAGAUCUACUGCGCUCGGUAUAUUCCUUCACGACUGCGGAAUUCUUCAACAUAGUAAUGAAAACAGAGGUGGAUGAACAGUAGGUCGAGACAACCGAGAGCCGGAGGCCGACCAAUAAUCGAUGGAGGGACUGAAACAGUGGCUGGCUUCCAGGCGAGCGAAUGUUUCCAAUAGGGAGGGCUUUCUGCUCAGCUGGCCAGGCGCGGCUGUCUUCCGCGCAACACCAAAGAUUCUCAAUCAGGAUAGAAAUUCCAAGACGGCGUCACCUCAGGUGGUCAACUCGUGCUCGAGGCCAGCUCCGCUACUCUGGAUUCCAGCCUCUGAACCAGCAUCUUUGGAGUUUUCAGCCACAUGGGAUAAAUCUGGCAGCGCUCGUCGGGAAUGGAGAAAUCUGGCCAGCGCUUUCACUUACCUUUCUUUAUUCAAUUACACAAUAUAUUGAGGUGAAAUUUCUUUGCAAUAUACUGUGAAUCUGUGAUUGUAUUUUAGUGUUGUAGUUUUGCUGUUAGUGACUUAGUGGAAUUUGAUAAACUCAAUUCUAUAGUAACCAAAAAAAUUAGUUGACUGUGGGAGUUUAAGUGUUAAAGUUUUAUCGCAGAGCCUAUUUCCUGAUUACAGUUUUAUGUUAUUGUAUUUCAAAACUUACAUUUCAACGCAAUUACGAUAAUAAAUGAUCCCUUCGGUAGGUUUUUACACACCCAUAGUGUACCCUUAAAAGUUUUCUGGAUUUAAACUUUAGUAGUGCUUAGCCAAACUUGGAGCUUUAUUUGAAAAUGAAAAGCUAAAUGAGGGGCACAAAGCACUAAUUUAUUAAAAUAAAAAGAUAAACAACCAGUGUCCAGCUAGGUAGUUUGAGUUUUAGGUUCUUUGGUUGCCAUAGACAAUAGAACUCUAUGUUUGAAAAUAGUAAUAUUAUUUCAGAUGAUACCUUAUCGCUAAUUGAAUAGAG